This is a messenger RNA of Biomphalaria glabrata, 1334 nucleotides long. Its product is annotated as G surface protein, allelic form 156-like. NCBI's taxonomy places the organism in Eukaryota, Metazoa, Mollusca, Gastropoda, Planorbidae. The record is from RefSeq and is a predicted model, not a curated record. The annotation marks the transcript as partial. The transcript has a single exon.
CAUAUAAGCUUUGUAAAAUACCCAAAUCUCAAGUACACAUGCACAACCUAUACCUACAACCCAGGUCUCUAUACCACAUGCACAACCUAUACCUACAACCCAGGUCUCUAUACCACAUGCACAACCUAUACCUAUGACUGUUGCACAUGCACAACCUAUACCUACAACCCAGGUCUCUAUACCAGAUGCACAACCUAUACCUAUGACUGUUGCACAUGCACAACCUAUACCUACAACCCAGGUCUCUAUACCACAUGCACAACCUAUACCUAUGACUGUUGCACAUGCACAACCUAUACCUACAACCCAGGUCUCUAUACCACAUGCACAACCUAUACCUAUGACUGUUGCACAUGCACAGCCUAUACCUACAACCCAGGUCUCUAUACCACAUGCACAACCUAUACCUAUGACUGUUGCACAUGCACAACCUAUACCUACAACCCAGGUCUCUAUACCACAUGCACAACCUAUACCUACAACCCAGGUCUCUAUACCACAUGCACAACCUAUACCUAUGACUGUUGCACAUGCACAACCUAUACCUACAACCCAGGUCUCUAUACCACAUGCACAACCUAUACCUAUGACUGUUGCACAUGCACAACCUAUACCUACAACCCAGGUCUCUAUACCACAUGCACAACCUAUACCUACAACCCAGGUCUCUAUACCACAUGCACAACCUAUACCUAUGACUGUUGCACAUGCACAACCUAUACCUACAACCCAGGUCACUAUACCACAUGCACAACCUAUACCUAUGACUGUUGCACAUGCACAACCUAUACCUACAACCCAGGUCUCUAUACCACAUGCACAACCUAUACCUAUGUUUGUUGCACAUGCACAACCUAUACCUACAACCCAGGUCUCUAUACCACAUGCACAACCUAUACCUAUGACUGUUGCACAUGCACAACCUAUACCUACAACCCAGGUCUCUAUACCAUAUGCACAACCUAUACCUAUGACUGUUGCACAUGCACAACCUAUACCUACAACCCAGGUCUCUAUACCACAUGCACAACCUAUACCUAUGACUGUUGCACAUGCACAACCUAUACCUACAACCCAGGUCUCUAUACCACAUGCACAACCUAUACCUAUGACUGUUGCACAUGCACAACCUAUACCUACAACCCAGGUCUCUAUACCACAUGUACAACCUAUACCUAUGACUGUUGCACAUGCACAACCUAUACCUAUGACUGUUGCACAUGCACAACCUAUAACUACAACCUAACUCUCUAGUGCACAUGCACAACCUAUCCUUCUUUAAAUUGCCUGUACACAUGCACAACCUAAUGUUUAUGAGCUCUUUUACACAGAAC